AUGUCCAAUGAAGAGUAUCAUAAAGAGAAAUCUCUUAAGGAGGAAUUGGCAGAGUUAAUGCUCAGAGAAGAAUUGUUUUGGCGGGAUAAAUCCAAAGAGCUAUGGAUUAAAGAAGGUGAUGCCAACACGAAAUUUUUCCAUGCUUUGAUGAAAGCGAAAAGGAGCAGAAAUCGUAUUGACUCGAUCUUGGAUAGAGAAGGUAAUCGACAUUCUUCUCUAGAAGCUAUUGAGGAAGUGGCAGUGAAUUUUUUCAAAGAAUUAUUGGGGGAUGGGAGCAGUGUGAAUUCAGCCCAAUCUCAUUUUAUGAUGGAUGUUAUUCAUAGAGAGAUUUUGGAUGCGGACAACAAAUCAUUACGUUGUCCUUUCACUUUAGAGGAGGUAAAAAAAGCAGUGUUUGAUUUGCAACCAAACAAGGCGCCCGACCCCGAUGGUUUCACAAUGGAUUUUUAUCAGAAAUGUUGGGGGUUUUUGGAGCAUGAUAUCCUAAAUUUUUUGGAGGAUUUUAGAAAGCAGGAUGAUACUAUACUGUUUGGUGAAGCCACACCGAGGGAAGCCUAUACUAUUAAGGAGGUGUUAGAUGAUAAUGAAAAGGUGUCUAGGCAGUGUAUGAAUGAGCAGAAAUCUAUGAUUUAUUUCCUCGAUACAAGUAGGAGUAUUCAAUCGAAGAUUGUGGGGAUUCUGCAGUUUGGCCAAGGUGGUUUUCCUAUCAAAAACCUUGGGGUUCCUUUGUUCGCAGGUAGACUGGACAAUAAAAUUUGGGAGGAAAUAGUUAACAAGUGCAAAGCCAAGUCAGCGGCUUGGAUGAAUAAUUGGCUUUCACAAGCAGGGUGCAUUCAGAUGAUUAAGUCUAUAUUGUUUGCAGUACCGAUUUAUUACAUGCCAUGUUACAGUUUGUCUUGUAAGGCAAUUUCUGCACUAGAUGGUAUGCUUAAAAAAUUUCUUUGGGAAGGAUCAAAAGAGGCAAAGAAGAUUCCUUUAAUCAACUGGGACACUGCUUGUAUGCUCAAGGAGGAAGGUGGGGCGGGUCUUAGGAAAAUGAAAUUACAGAAUUUAGCACUUGGGGCCAAACUAGCAUGGAAAAUGUACAACACCCCUCAAAAGGGAUGGUACAAGGUUAUGGCUACCAAAUACUUGGACUCGAGUGAACCAGAAAGGAUUUUCAUAGUAGCUAAUUCGGUUGGAGGUUCUCCGAUUUGGAAAUUUGCAUGGGAGAGUAGGAAGAUUAUCACAGAUCACCUCACUUGGAAAGUUGGCAAUGGGAAAAAAGCAAAGUUUUGGAGGGAUUCCUAG
Messenger RNA from Cryptomeria japonica (Japanese cedar), 1290 nucleotides. RefSeq lists its product as uncharacterized. The transcript is spliced from 2 exons. The record is from RefSeq and is a predicted model, not a curated record. Bases 1 to 1290 code for a protein of 429 amino acids. Lineage: Eukaryota; Viridiplantae; Streptophyta; Pinopsida; Cupressales; Cupressaceae.